AUGUAUGGGCCCUGGAUGACGGCUACUCGUUCAUCAACGAAUCCGAAAGAUAUACCGGACGAAAGACACAUCCUGAUAUCCUUGGUUGUCACGGAUCUACGACCCAUCAAGCAUCCUUUCGAGCCAUAUGCGCACCAGUUCGGCUGCAUGUACGACACCGUGCGAAUCCGAAAGGCGAAAGGCAUUACAUCCAAAGCUCCCGAGUCAACGCCUCAGCAAGUCGAAGCGGCAGAGCGAGCCGAGACGCCAAAGAAGGCGGUGUCGCCGCUUUGGACGACAACGACGCCAAAGUCUACAACGACUCCCAAGCCUAGUCCGACGCCCAAGCACGCCCCAGCGGUAAAGUCAGCCAAGACACCAGCCCCCGUCGAAACACCAAGCCGCAGCUCCUCCGGCUUCAGCUCCUACGUCUCCGUGAACGAGCAAUCGACCGCGUCCGACUCGGCGGAAAGCUUCGACAUGGUCGAUACGCCCGUCGAGGAGAUGAGCAAGUCAGAGGGCAAUCGCGACGUGACCCCCGCAGACACUCGGGACUUCAACUCUGCAGGCCCUCACCCCAGUAGUUUCGUCGAGAGUCCUGCGACCAGUGGUAUGAGCUCUGCGACCAGUGGUAUGAGCUCCGCAUGCACAACGUCUGCGAACGACCUCACCUCCGUCGUGAGCCGCCUCUCGCUCGCCGACGAGCCGUACCCGGACCCGGCGUACUCGAUCUCGGGGCAUCUGGCCGCGAAUAAGGUGGAGGGGGCGGUGGGGCGGGCGCAACAUUCGCCUCCGCGCGCGCAGCAGUCACCUCCACACGCGCAACGGUCGCCACCGCGGGGGGCGCAGACGACACCGAGGAGGAGUGAACAGACGGCGCCGAGGAGGAGUGAACAGACGGCGCCGAGGAGGAGUGAACAGACGGCGCCGAAGAAGAGCGACUCUGCGAUGUCACGAAAGAGCGAGCCGGUGACGCCUCAGCGAGUGACGCGCGCGACGCCGCAGACAUCGCCCAUACAGGAUACGACGCACGCGCCGCGCACGCCUGAAGCCGCCAAGAGUCAUCGGAAGAGCAAGGAGCACAGGCGCUCGUCGCACACUCACAAUUCCCCUCGCACUCCUGAGCUCGACACAUCCCCACGCACCUCUCCUCGCCACCCUGAAGCCCACCGCACACACGCCACCACCCCUCGCUCACCCGAACCCCUUGCCGACCUCACCACCGAUCAGCGUAACAUCAUCCUCUGCAUCCAGAAGGCGUACCACAAGGUCGGGCCCCACGACCAGUGGAUCGGCGUGUACCAUGGCGAUAUCGGGAAAGCCGACUUCAAGAACGACGUCGUGGCGCAAGCGGCGAGCAUCUCAAAUGACAUCGAGAUCCUCGUCGAGAAGGGGUACAUCACGACGACGGUGGACGAAGACCACUUCGACUGUACGGAUCACAGUCAUGGGCGGUACAGAAGGUACACGGAGAUUCUGGCGGACUUGUCAUUGGAUGAUGAUUGA
Molecule: messenger RNA, 1485 nt
Organism: Schizophyllum commune H4-8
Lineage: Eukaryota; Fungi; Basidiomycota; Agaricomycetes; Agaricales; Schizophyllaceae
Exons: 6
Coding region: 1-1485 (494 amino acids)
Source: RefSeq, a predicted model, not a curated record